This is a messenger RNA of Fusarium falciforme, 5466 nucleotides long. RefSeq lists its product as hypothetical. The transcript has 3 exons. Gene Ontology annotation, molecular function: molecular adaptor activity. Gene Ontology annotation, biological process: proteasome assembly. The record is from RefSeq and is a predicted model, not a curated record. Lineage: Eukaryota; Fungi; Ascomycota; Sordariomycetes; Hypocreales; Nectriaceae. Gene Ontology annotation, cellular component: cytoplasm; nucleus. The coding region runs from base 1 to 5466 and encodes 1821 amino acids.
AUGGCUGCCCCCUCGUCCCAGGAGCGGGAGCUACAGCUCCUGGACAAGGUGGAGUUGAAGAUCCUAGCUGUUGCUAACAAGGAGACGAAACUUCAUGAGCUCCUACAGCGCUAUCUUGCGCCAGUUCUUCUCAAGGCUGCCAGUGAACAUGUUCCAGUCAGACGCAAAGUGCUGCAAAUGUUUGCUAUGCUUAAGACGUUCAUUCAAGCUCCAGAGGUUGUCCUACCCGUGGGAGCGCUUCUCGAUCAGUACAAGGCCAACGACUCCUCAUUGGUCAAGCAGCUCGAUAUCUCAGGCAUCCAGCACAGCAUAGAGCGUCUAGAUGAUCAUGAGCGGAGAGAACUGAUUCCCAAGGCUCUGAAAGGCUUUGCCAAGGAUGAAGGUCAAGCUAGGGCUGGUCCCUUCUUCAACAUCAUCCUUCGCCUUCUCCUGGACGUCCGGAUACCUCCCAGAGGCAGCAAGGAUGACGAAAACUUUCGAGAGUUCAUCGGUCUCUCCGAUGAGGCUGAUGCAAAGUUUCUCGCCGACAUGAUCACUGUGUUCAUUCGACUCCGGCCACCCCCAUCAGGUGCAAACUGGGCAACGGCGAAUCCUACCGUGUCAACCGAGGAACUCGUAUCGCUUGGCCUGGAUAACCCGGAGUGGCAGAAGGUCAUUGGGCGACUAUCUGAGGUGAAGCGCAAGCUUGUCGCAUUUCUCGCCAGUGGUGCCUUCACCGACCAGGAGAAGUUCCUACCUACUCUCUAUGCUGCAUCCAAUUUCGACAACAGAGUGGCAUCCUCGGCUGAGGAAGUCCUCAAGAGAAGCUCCGUUUCUAUGGAGGAUGAGGCUCUUGUGCAGCGCCUGUUCCAAGCACACUCGGUAUUGCCGGCAGCAUAUCGAAUCCGCAUCCUCAACAUGCUCUCCAAGUCGGAAAUUUCAGCCACCAUGUCGGAUGACAUUAUGAAUGUGGUCAAGCUCAACUUUGCAACACCAGUGGCGGACGAUUCUUCGAGCUUGAACCUGUACCCCAAGAGCGCACUGGAGAAAUCCAGGCUUCACAACGCUACAUUCCAGUAUCUUGCCUGGCUGGCUCGCGUUGGACCUUCACAGCACAAAUUCGUCAUUGCCGCACCUGUCACCAACGCCAUGGUUGACUUCAUCGAGGCCAGCGGCUGGCCCAUCCCGACGCAGACCUCCAGUGACGAUAUUGCGCUUCGGUCCCAGGCGUAUGAAACGAUUGGUGUGCUUGCCAAAAGCGCCGAUAUGCCCCUUAUUGCCCGUGUAGGGCUUGCCGGCUGGCUCUUCCGGUCACUUUCGGAAGAUCCUCACAACGAUACGGUCGUUAACAUUGACAGCGCUCUUUCUAGCAUGGCGACAUGUAUUUCGCCAACCACUGGCAGUGCGUCUGCCACGUUGAAAGAGAUGCUUCUGCAGUACAUGUCUCUGUCUGAAGACGCCCCAGCUCGUCGUAGUACGCGCCAUGCCGUUGUCAAGUGGGCCAACCAAUGUCUCGAAUUCUCCGACGUCGUCGGUCGUUUCAUCGAUAUCAUUGCCAUUGGGGCGCGUUCAGACGAGCGAAGCGAUGUCAUUGAGCAAGGGCAAAGAGGUCUUGAUCCUUGGACCUAUUAUGCACAUGUCGAUAAGAGCCCCUCCCUCCCUGACUGGAAGGACAUGGUGGUUGCCUUCUUUGGUUCUAAGAUGAGCCCGGAGAUUCGUAAAGAAUCACUAUCUCCACCUGACCUGGCUGAUGAAUUCUCUCCCUUUGAGAAUUUCCCAGGCUCUUGGGGAGGGGCAAUUCCGGUUGCCUUGCGGUAUUGUAGGAACAUCAUGUUCCUCACAGCCCUUGACGAUUUCAAGGUUGAGCCCAACUGGGUGCAGGCUCUUGAUGCUCGGGUCAAGACAGAUAUCAAGACGCGGGAAAAGAUUCGUGCAUACCUGCAUACGGUCGAUAGCCGCUUUGUAACCUGGUACCUAAAGUCAUGCCUCGACGGCAUCCAUCGCACCGACGUUCCUAUCACAGAGGAGUGUAUUCGAUGCUUUGUCGAUGUGGCUUCUCUCAGCCCCAGCAGCGCCUUGAGUCCCUUGGUUGGUCUCGCUGAUAGCCUCUUACCUUUGGUAAAGUCAAACAGCAGGGAGAUCCAGUCACUUGCCGCCCGGGCAAUGGGCAUUCUUGUGUCGCAUUUCUCCAACUCCCAAGAAACAGUAGAGGCCUGCCUGAGGACUCUUGCUGCGCCUCUCGAGCGUGCCCAGGAAGCUAUUGGAGGCGAUUUGAAUGUUGCCGAGGGAUGUCUGCUAGCAUACAGUUAUGUUUGCUCCCGGUGCAUCUACUAUGGGCAGCCUUUGCCAUCGGAUAUCCAGUACCCUUUGAGCUUUCUGGCAGGCGAGCACAUCCCAUCAUCUCUCUACGAUGCUGCCCUUGAAGCAUUCGCUCAACUAUGGACCGCUGGCCUCGCCAUUCCCCAGCGUGAGGGUAAUGAUUCUCUUGAAAAGGUGACCAAGAAGCUCGUCACCCAGGCAAAGACGGGUAAUGAGAAGGCUAUCACGGCGCUUGGACGAUUGGCUGCCGGUCUUGAGAAAAUCGACGAGGAUGCAAGCACGGAGAGCGAUGAUGGAUGGUCUCAUGGAGUUAUCGGCGGCAUUCUCAAGGAGCUCUUUACACUUCACGAGAUGAAGCAAGUCGAGAUCCAGUUCACGGUGGGAGAUGCCAUCACCGCAACGCUCGCUCGAUGGGAUUCCGACUACGUUAAGCUUACUCUCGACGUCGAGCCGCGCGCCUCUCUUGAUGGGCGUGGAGGGUCACGAGGAUCACGCCUCACUGCUGUCCUCAACAAGCUCUUUGCGGAUGUCAAGGGCACGAAGCCGGCACUGCUCAAGGCAUCUGGUAUCUGGCUCUUCUGCCUCGUACAAUACUGCUCGCAUCUGGACCAAGUUCAGUCCAGACUGCGGGAAGUCCAGGCCGCAUUCAUGAGGCUUCUCAGUGCACGGGAUGAGCUCGUACAAGAGACAGCGUCUCGUGGCCUGUCGUUGGUGUACGAGCGUGGUGAUGCUGACCUCAAGAGCGCCCUGGUCAAGGACUUGGUAUCCGCUUUCACUGGUUCUGGGACCCAGCUCAAGGUCGAGGGAGAAACGGAGCUAUUCGAGCCAGGUGCUCUUCCGACAGGAGAGGGUAACUCCAUUACAUCUUACAAGGACAUUGUUAACCUGGCGAACGAGGUUGGCGAUCAGAGACUUGUUUACAAGUUCAUGUCUCUCGCUGCCAACGCCGCAACUUGGUCGACUCGAUCAGCUUUCGGUCGCUUCGGAUUGAGCAACAUCCUCUCGGAAUCAGAGGUUGACCCCAAGCUGUAUCCCAAGCUUUACCGCUACCGGUUUGAUCCUAACAAGAACGUCCAAAAAUCCAUGGACGAUAUUUGGAAGGCUCUCGUCAAGGAUUCCGGGUCAGUUGUCGACACGCACUUUGAUGCCAUCAUGGAUGACCUCGUGAAAAGCAUCCUGGGUAGAGAGUGGCGUAUGCGAGAAGCAAGCUGUGCUGCUAUUUCCGACCUUAUCCAGGGACAACCAUUCCCCAAGUACGGAAAGUACUAUCGCGACAUCUGGACGGUGGCAUUGAAGGUUCUGGAUGAUGUCAAGGGAAGUGUUAGAGAGGCAGCCUUGAAGCUUUGCAUGGCCCUCUCAAAUGGUCUUGUUCGACAGCUUGAGGAGGGAAGCAAUGGAUCUGCUGCUGAAGCUAUGAUGAAGGAAGCGCUUCCGUUUCUUCUAUCAGAUAAGGGCGUCGAGAGCUCAGUCAAGGAGGUCCAAAUGUUUGCAACCAUUACGGUCAUUAAGAUCACCAAGCAAGGAGGGAAGGCUUUGCGACCAUUCAUUCCCGAAAUGGUACCCCAACUCCUCGGACUCCUCAGCUCGAUUGAGCCUGAUGCGAUCAACUGGCAUUACCAGAGAGCUGGGGAGGACAGCCGAGAUCAGAUCGAUAAGCUGCGGUCCCAGAUGGUAGACCAGUCCCCCAUCUCCGAGGCUAUCGAGAAUUCGCUUCGGUUCAUCAACGCGGAGGUCAUGACGGAGCUGGCGCCUCAACUCGAGUCCUCGAUUAAGAAGGCCAUCGGCAUGCCCACCAAAAUUGGCUGCAGCCGAGUGUUGACAACGUUAUUCACACGUCACACCAAUGAUGUGAAGUCUGUCAGCGGGCGAUUUCUUCGUAUCAUGGAGAAGCAAACGUUAGAUAAGAACGACGAAGUCAGUCAAGCGUAUGCUCGCGCCACAGCGUACAUUAUCAGGGCAGCUCCAGAAUCGGCCAGGAGCCGGUUCUGCCAACAUGUCGUCGAUGUGUACUUCCAGGCUGAGGAGGAGUCGCGCCGUCAAAAGAUCGCAGAUGUGAUUGUGGCACUGGCUAAGGUCUCACCGGAUCACUUUACUGCCCUGGAGACAAAGCUACUUCCAUUCUCCUACCUGGGAUCUCAUGAUACAGAUGAGUAUACCAGCAAGGUGUUCAAGGAGGUUUGGAGUCAGCAUGCCGGAAGCAGUCGGACCGUCGUCCGCUACGUCCCAGAGAUCGUCUCUCUGGUGGAAAGGUGCUUAGACACAGCGCAAUGGGCGCUCCGACACGGCGGAGCCUUUACGGUAGCAGCAAUGGUGUCGGAUGUUGCCAGUGCGAGCGACGCCAGCGGUCAGAUCAGCGAUGGCAACUUGGCUAAGAUCUGGCCCGUCUUCGACAAGACUCUAGCCCUGAAGACCUUCCCCGGCAAAGAGAAGCUACUCAAAUCCUUCCCAAAGUUUGUCGAAAAGGGGCGGGCCUUGUGGACGACCGACUCUAAGAUUGCGGCGCAGAUGAAGAAGGUUGCGUUGCGAGAAGCCAAGCGAAACAAUGAUGAGUAUCGCGUCCCUGCCUUCCGUUGCCUGUGGGAAUUCGCCAAGGCUAGGGAUGAUCUCGAUCUCCUCGAUGAGAUUGCCGGGAUUGUGACGCCCUACUUGGAAGAACUUGGAGAUGAGAACAAGAUGGAAGUUGAUUCCAAGGAAGAGCUGGUAGAGAAGACAGCUUCAAAUGGCUUGGAGGCUAUCGCUCGGGGAUACAGCCGUGCCAGCAUAAAGCAGGAUUCCGUCGCUGUGCUCAACAGGAUCAUGAGUAUUCUCAAGCCUCAUCUGUCAAACCCAAAGUUCGCCUCAAUCAAACGCCAAGUCUGGUAUGAGUGCGUCCGCGACUUGAUGCAAGACGCCGAGUCUCUCUGUUCAUCAGAAAACGAUGCAGAGGGCGUUUCUCUCACAUAUCUCCUGAGCCUGGACAUUGACCUGGUCGACACGGGCACAGAGGCACAGAGAAUCAUGAGAGCAAAGGCCAUCGGCGCUACAAUGAAGGCCAAGGCAAGGGGUGUGUUUGGGCAAGCUGGUCCCAACUGGGAUCAGAUGAGGGAAAUGGUGAGCAAAGCGCUGGAAGCAGAGCGAUCAUUGGAAGUUCAGAAGGUGUUGAAGGAAGUUCGUACUUCAUUGGAUUAG